AUGGCCUGUCAUGAUGCCACGCUGUUGGCAAAAUCCCAAGGACCUCGCUUCUGGGAAAGUUGGGAUGACAUGACCGUAUACCAAGCCAGUGUGCAUGGAGACCUGGACCAAGAUGGCGGUGACAGGAAUGGCCAGCGAGCUAAUUAUUAUCAGCUUCAAGGGCCGUUUGUCCCAAAGGCUUUCGGCUUUCUUGCCGUUUUGCUCGGGGAUCGAUCGUUUUUCGCAAGCCCAGGAGCGCUUAUUUUGAAACAUUUCAUCUUAUAUCUGACGACACCCCCACAAGCCCAUCCCAGCACAUGGCCUCGAAACACUUUAUUUGAGAAUUCCGCGAAGUUUGGCCCCGCAACAACUACAGCGCAUUUCACUGCGCCAAAUUCAUGGCGAUGCGGUGUAAUUAGAGCUCAGGUCGAUGCGCCCUUGGCGCGGCAUCUCUCCAUCAUCAUGACUAUACAUUCCUUCAAGAUGCCUUCUACGCUCAGCACCUCUGUUUUGGCUCUGGCCUCUGCCGCCGCAGUCUCGGCCCACGGGUUUGUCAAGGGAAUCACCGUCGAUGGAGUCUACACCACUGGAUGGCUGGUCGACUACGCCUACAACCCAAACCCACCAAAAUCCAUUGGUUGGUCUGAAGCGGCCCUGGAUCAUGGGUUCGUCCCUUCCGACAAGGCGGGUCACCCCGACAUCAUCUGUCACUUGAAUGGUACCAAUGCCGAGCUCUCCGCCACUGUCGCUGCCGGUACCACCAUCGAUCUCCACUGGAGUGGAUGGCCCGACUCUCACAGAGGUCCCAUCUGCAACUACAUGGCGAACUGCCAUGGUGACUGUGCGACCGUCGACAAGACCACUCUCGAGUGGUUCAAAGUCGACGAGAAGGGAUACGAGAACGGAGUAUGGGCUUCCGACGAGCUCAUUGCCAAAGAUGCGAUCUGGCCAUUCCCCGUCCCUGCCAGCAUCGCUCCCGGCAACUAUGUCAUUCGUCAUGAGAUCUUCGGUCUGCACGGUGCCAUCUCUGAAGGCGGCACUCAGGUCUACCCCUUCUGCAUCAACCUGGAGGUGACCGGCUCUGGAACCGAGAACCCGCCCGGAACCCUUGGAACCGAGCUCUACACCCCAACUCACCCUGGGAUCUUGCUCAACAUCUACGUCGACGACCUCGUUUACCCCAUCCCCGGACCCCCUGUGUGGUCCCCAGGCUCUCCCGCUACACCAGCCACCGACCGACCUGCCACACCGCCUGCAGAUGCCCCUGUCGUCCCCGACCCCGUCCGACCUGUUGCUGACCCGACCACUCUCCAGAGGGUCCAGACACCCACACCAAAAACUCGUCCUUCCGAUCCUCCUUCCAAGCAAGAAGAGGUUUCCACUCCUCCACAGGGAGAGGAGAAGGAGUCUGGUACUACUCCCAAGGGGGAGGGGAAGGAGUCUGGUACUACUCCGUCCGGCACAGAAAACUCCGAAUCUCCACUCACCGACGAGGAAGACGAGGAAUGCGAUUAA
Molecule: messenger RNA, 1494 nt
Organism: Drepanopeziza brunnea f. sp. 'multigermtubi' MB_m1
Lineage: Eukaryota; Fungi; Ascomycota; Leotiomycetes; Helotiales; Drepanopezizaceae
Source: RefSeq, a predicted model, not a curated record